Messenger RNA from Penicillium angulare, 2736 nucleotides. Its product is annotated as condensin subunit BRN1. NCBI's taxonomy places the organism in Eukaryota, Fungi, Ascomycota, Eurotiomycetes, Eurotiales, Aspergillaceae. The record is from RefSeq and is a predicted model, not a curated record. Gene Ontology annotation, cellular component: condensin complex. The transcript is spliced from 3 exons. Gene Ontology annotation, biological process: mitotic chromosome condensation. The coding region runs from base 1 to 2736 and encodes 911 amino acids. Gene Ontology annotation, molecular function: chromatin binding.
AUGUUUGUUGACGUCUCCAUGCUGUGUUUUGCCGCCCCUCCUACGCCCGCAACAACCAAACUACAUCUCGACCAUCGCGCCUGCCAUCCCCGACUGGGGGCGACCGCAAUCAUGCCUCGAGUAGCGAACAAGAUCCAUCGCCGUUCCAACGGCAACUCCACCCCCCACAAAAACACUCCCGUCAAAAUUCCCCUCAACGAUGAUAUGGGAGAGAAGGCGGCCCGUAUGGAGGCCCGUCAAGCUCAAUAUGAUCGUCAAAUGAGCCAGAUCAAAGCUGCAGUAAAAACGCCGAUGCCCCCGCGACGAUACACACAUAACCGUGAUGGGAGCGAAAGUCCGGGAACUCCCCGCGGAUCAAGUCAUCGCGGUCGCGAAAGUGAUGUUAAUGGCCGUGCUGUAACACCAAUGAAGCGAGUACCUAUUUUGGCCAAUUUUGAAGAGUGGAUGAAGAUGGCUACCGAUAACAAGAUCAACGCAAACAACUCCUGGAACUUCGCCCUUAUCGAUUACUUCCACGACAUGUCGCUCUUGAAAGAGGGCGACGGUGUCAACUUCCAGAAAGCUAGUUGCACCCUUGACGGGUGUGUAAAGAUUUAUACAAGUCGAGUGGACAGUGUCGCAACCGAAACAGGAAAGUUGCUGAGUGGCUUGGCUGAUAGUCGCGACAAGAGAUCGCGUGAUGCUGAUGCAGAGGGUGAAGAUGGGGAGGAAGACGAAGAGGGUGAGGAUGGUGCGCCGCGCAAAUCGCGAAAGAAGACACGAUCACACGAGGCUACACUGGCUGCAUCCUUUUCAUCUUUACAACUGAAGAAGUUCGAGCUCGAAUUUGCGGUGGAUCCGCUUUUUAAGAAGGCGUCGGCAGAUUUUGACGAAGGAGGCGCCAAGGGCCUGUUGCUAAAUCACUUGGCUAUCGAUGGACUUGGCCGUAUUGUUUUCGACAGCAGCGAUGAUGCUGUGGAUGACUCUGCUAAGACAGCAGACGGCGAUGAUCAACGGGAGUCGGUUGAGCCUGAGUCGCAAGCUGAAGAUGGUCAGAAUGUAAGACAGCCUGCUCCUCAGGCAGCAAGUGAUACUUUCGAUAACGAGGAUAUCGACUUGGCCACCCUGGCCACCCAGUUUUUCCCUGAUCUGGAUCGCCUUACUGAGCAAGACGUUUGCCCAUCCCUCAAAAACUUCGAUCUGGGUGAUCCCACUGGAUCACUGGAUAUGCCCCUUCUUAAAGCGCCCGAGGAUUGGCGGCAAGACAAAAAUAUGGAAGGUGGAGGCGACGACCCAUCCGGGAUCAUGCUCGAUGACGAUAAUGCCGUUGGCUUCGACGAUGAUGAUGCUUCGUUGGCCGGCUUUGAUCUUAGCGGUGACACUGGUUUCGGUGACGGCGGAGAGGUGUGGGCCAGAGAAGCUGCUUUGGAGCCAAUGCUUAAGGUUCACCGACUCGAGGAUGGCGAAGACGCAGAUGGUGACGAGGAUAUGGACCAUGACGCUUCAUAUGCCGUCUCGAUGUCGCACCAGCCAACCAAGCAGGAUCACGAAAAUAUACUCAGCUAUUUUGAUAACGCACUCCAGAAGAACUGGGCUGGUCCUGAGCACUGGAAAAUCCGGAGAAUCAAGGACCACACGGCAGCAAGCACGGCAAACUCAGCUCCCAAGCAACGGAAAGAAAAGGAACCUUUCGAGAUUGAUUUCGGGGCGCCUCUUGAUCACUCUAUUGCUGAGUUGAUCUAUACCCCGGCUAGCUCCAACUCGGCAAUUUGUUUACCAAAAACGCAGUGGAAGACCAAGGGCCGUAAUCUACUACCCGAUGACAAACACUUCAACUCGCGCAACUUGCUUCGUCUUUUCCUUAAGCCCAAGGCGCACAUAGGUUCGAAGAAGCUUUGGGGCAGACGAACAGCUCGUCAACCAGAACAAGCAUCAGGGACUGGUGAAAUGGACGAAGCCUUCUGGGCGAAUCACAAGGUGGAAGAAAAUGCCGACGAUGAAGGUGUCGCCGGUGCUUACGAUGCUAAUUUCUUUGCUGACGACGACGGCCUUGCCUUCCCCAAUGGCAUGGAUCUUGAUGAUGAAGACGAUAACCUACCAUUUGCCGAUGCACGAGAAAUGUUGUCGCCGCCAACCGAUGGACCCCCUGGCACAUCUGCUGGAGACGGCUCACAAACUGGUCUCACUGCGUUACUAAAUAUGGUUGGUGCUACACCAGGCCGACCUGGCGCUGGUGGGUACGGUUCCCAACUAGUUACUCAAGGUGGCCGACGCGCCCGCCCCGAUUAUGUCAACUAUGCUCGUGUCGCCAAGAAGGUAGACGUACGACGACUCAAGACCGAGAUGUGGAAGGGAAUGGGCGAGCGUCUGAUCGCUGCCACCGACUUCAGCUCCGCCUCACAGCCCGGAGCCGUGUCCAGUGAUGCUCCUGCCGAGCCAGAGAGUGAAGCCGAAGUCCCUGAACCACCGACACCGACGGACGAGAAACCGGAGCAGUCUGAGCAGCCUGAGCAGUCCAAGAAUGAUGAUAGGCUGCGGUUCACCCAGAUUAUGAACUCGCUGAAGGCCGUUUACCCUGCCGAAACAUUACGUGAUAUCAGCACGUCUUUCGGCUUCAUUUGUCUACUUCAUUUGGCCAACGAACAAGGUCUUGUUUUGGAGAGUGAUAUAAGCAAGAUUGCCAGCGGCGCUUGUACUUUAGAAGAGAUCUUCGUGAGUCGAGACGUCAAUGCUGUCCUUGAAGAGGGAGGCAUGUAA